This is a messenger RNA of Lethenteron reissneri (Far Eastern brook lamprey), 617 nucleotides long. Its product is annotated as ribonuclease H2 subunit B-like. The record is from RefSeq and is a predicted model, not a curated record. Gene Ontology annotation, biological process: RNA catabolic process. NCBI's taxonomy places the organism in Eukaryota, Metazoa, Chordata, Hyperoartia, Petromyzontiformes, Petromyzontidae. Gene Ontology annotation, cellular component: ribonuclease H2 complex; nucleoplasm.
CGAGUCCAACUUUCCCGCGCAAAUCCGGAUCCGCCCACGUGUUCAUUCGACUCGGCGCGCCGUGGAUGGAUGCCCCAAGACUCCGAAUCGACUCCAUUUGAGGCGUUUUGAACGUUGUACAAACGUUGUAAAAACGUUGCGCACGGACGUUGCUUCCCCGGGCCUUCUGGGGCGUUCGCCGCGCUAUGUCGAGAAUGAGCAUCGCGCCGGAGAGGCAGUGGGUCAUGGUUCUACCCGAAUGGUUCCUAAAGGAAGCUGAGAAUUCCGACUGCGACCCACAUUUCAUCAAACUCCCGCACCCCAAAACAGGUGAAGGAACGACCUUCCUCGUGGGUGCCGAUGGUAUGCACGGGGGCAAGGACAAGGGCAGGGCUUUGCUGGAGAUGAGGGCAUUGGCUGAAAAAGAACCCAGGUCUUGGCUGAUUGGAGAGAGUGUGCAAGAAGAUGGAAAGCUGGUGCUGUGUACCCGCGUCGAUCCGCUCUUUCUCACGCUCCCGUACCUCCAACGGGCACACGCCAAGGAAAUAGAACAGGAGCUGAAAAAGUGCCAAAAGCUUGGAGAGAUGCUUGGGAUUACACCGGGACUCCGCGAGAGGGCCGUGUGGAACGGAGAAUAG